AAUCUUACCAGCCAGUUGUUUGUGCAACCAAAAUAUUUUAGCACUAUACCUUUUCUUUCUUUUGCUUUUAUUGCUCAACUCUUUCAGUGCAUUCUUCUAUUCUACACUACUUAUCUUCGAAAUUGUAGGCUCUUAGGCAUUAAAAAAAAACAUCAUGGGCAUCACUGGGGUAUGCGUAAGAUUAAUUGGAGACAUGUUGCAUGCAUUUGGAAACUCAAAACCAAGCUCAGCAGCUCAUCUUGAUGAAGACCAUUCUACAUGCAAGCCACAAAAUGCUUGCAAAGUUGAUGACACAAUGGUUAGAGCUCUAAUCACUGUGUUUGGCAUGGAAAACAAUGGAAGAAUCAAGAAGGAAAAUGCACGUCGAGUAGUGGAGAAGCUUGGUUUAACAUAUAGUUCUGAAGAAGACAAGUCUAGCUUUGAGCUACCUGCAGGUGAUCAAGAUGGUGUUGGCCUAGAAGAUGAUGAAGUGCCUGUAGAGGAGGUGCUUGGUGGAUUGGAGGACAUGUCAAAGCGCAAUGAGCUACUACAUGAAGCCUUCAAAAUCUUUGACAAGGAUGGUAAUGGAUUUAUAGAGGCAGUGGAGUUGAAGAGGGUGCUGGAUUGCUUGGGAUUGGACUGUGGGUGGGAUAUGGGUGAGAUUGAGAAGAUGGUAAAGGCUGUGGAUUUGAACUUCGAUGGGAAGGUUGAUUUCGGUGAGUUUGAGUUAAUGAUGAAGUAAAAUGUCAUUACAAGGAACAGAUUAUUAAAUUUGUUCUGCUAAUUGUAUAUUGUUCUCAAAUUUUCAUCAAUA
This is a messenger RNA of Quercus lobata, 793 nucleotides long. RefSeq names its product probable calcium-binding protein CML43. Gene Ontology annotation, molecular function: calcium ion binding. The record is from RefSeq and is a predicted model, not a curated record. NCBI's taxonomy places the organism in Eukaryota, Viridiplantae, Streptophyta, Magnoliopsida, Fagales, Fagaceae. The transcript has a single exon. The coding region runs from base 155 to 721 and encodes 188 amino acids.